Molecule: messenger RNA, 431 nt
Organism: Nicrophorus vespilloides
Lineage: Eukaryota; Metazoa; Arthropoda; Insecta; Coleoptera; Silphidae
Exons: 2
Coding region: 89-418 (109 amino acids)
Source: RefSeq, a predicted model, not a curated record
CAACAAACCAACAACAUGCAAGAGCAGAAAGCGAGCAGCGGCAGCAUUCCUGAAAAUCGCCCGUUCCUUCUUUUUCUUCUUCUCCACCAUGCGUCGUCUCCUUCCAUCCCCCGACUUUGUGUGUCCAAUUAAUCGGAUGGCCAUUUUAUAUUUAUUCGAGCCGUGUUCUGCAAGAAGAACCUACACGCAAACGGCGCUGCUGCUAAUCGAAACCUCUGCAGCAACUAUCAACGCCAACCAGGACUUCUUCGCUAAUCCUCAGAAACCCGAUAUAAAGAAGGCCUGUCUUGUACGACUCGGACUUAAUUGCACUCCAUUCGGCAGCAAAAGCAGCAACAGAAACAAAAUAUUCCUACAUUCUCGAGUUUGCAAGGUGUCCAACCAGUUUUCUAUAAAAUACCAAAACCAUAAAACCUGAACGAAGAUGUUUA